CAGAUUAGUGCGCGAUAUCAAGCCGACAAGUGUGAAUUAUUUAUUUUCCAGUAUUCAUUUGUUUUGCCUCUUCAUCUCUCACGAUCGGCAAGCAGGCAAAAGAAACUAUUUAAAUUGCCACAAGAGUCUCACACCUCACUGAAGCUGUGUUGAUUUGCAGACGCCAACAGUGUACACGUCGUCUUGGUGGGAUGAGCUGUCAGCUGGCGUGUCCAUGAAUCCAGGAAGUACCAGCUGAUGCCGGAAAGCGAGAUGACGAUGGAUUCGGAGAAGUUUCGGAACAGUUCCGGGUGGAUGGCGUUGCUGGAAUGGAUGUACGAAGGAGUGGACCACACGCUGCCAGGCAAUGGUGGACGUGAGUGUGUGGAGUUCCUGGGAGUUUCACAACGGAUAGUGGAGAGUUCUUGUGCCACCCUGUUCUCAUUGUUUGUCAUGUGGUUGGCGUAUCCCCGCCUCACUCUGCCAAAGAUUUCCUACGAUGACUUACGUGACAAUCAGAUAGGAAAACGCCUGCUUCUAGUCAUCAUGUGUUUGACUUUCGGGAUCGAACUUGGGUUCAAGUUCGCCACCCGACAGUUUAUAUGGGUGUUUAAUCCAUGUCACGUGGCAACAGUUAUACAGAUAUUUUUGUUAGCGGCACCUCCAAGCAAAGCAGUGACUGCGAUGUUCCGACUGCACAUGCAUAUGUUGACGGGGGCGCCGAUAGCUGUACUGUUUCCUGUUGUGAAUACACGAUUGUUGCCCAUGGAGACAGAGGUCUACUACAUUCAACAUAUUCUGAUGCUUGUCAUACCAUUUUACCUCUUGAAGACUGGAGGAGCAUACAUUCCAGAGAACAUCCUGGACUUCACAUGGGGCUUCAUGUCCCUGGGCAUCCUCUACAUCUACCACUUCGUGCCCCUCCAGCUGCUGGCUUAUUUCUCUACAGUCAACCUGAACAACAUGCUCUGUCCUGCUGUGUCUGACCCUUUCCACGGACCCUAUUAUCGACUGUGCGCUCUCACUCACCAAACAAUCCUCAUACCAUGCCUCGGAAAAGUUUAUGUUCUAAUUGCCAAUCAUCUACCAGUGUGGCGAGCACAGUCGAAAAAACAUAUACAGGAAGUGAGCUGCUGGGAAGGGAGCAACACCAAGUAUCCUCACCAAAGUAAUCAUGCAAGGGGAGAUCACUCUUCCCCAAGGGGAGAUAACUCUCACCAACAGCGAUUGAAUGGACAUGUAAAGACAUCAUGAACUCAUGUUUUUGCAUUGAUGUUGUCCUGUUUACAUUUGUUUUACAAUCAUCACUUGUAAUUUUAAUGUGUUUAAUAUAUUUAACAUCAUGUCUUG
Molecule: messenger RNA, 1329 nt
Organism: Haliotis rubra (blacklip abalone)
Lineage: Eukaryota; Metazoa; Mollusca; Gastropoda; Lepetellida; Haliotidae
Product: transmembrane protein 164-like
Exons: 6
Coding region: 238-1233 (331 amino acids)
Source: RefSeq, a predicted model, not a curated record